AAGCACAAACCAUUCACACCAGCAUUGAUAGAAGCACCCCCAAACCUAACCCAACACCAUCGGCAUCGGCAUCAUAUGCGCUUUGGGCGGCAAACUCAUUCAUUGCAAUGCCUCGCAUUGGGUGAUUCUCGAUCGCUCCUGUGCGAUCGAGGGAAUGGAAGAUCAUUAUUUUUUUCGACAUCCACGCCUACGAUUAAUCUACGACGAGGUUAUUCUUCGCAACGAAUCGUUCCUUUGAUUAACCGCAGAACACGAUACCCGGUUAUUAGAAAUAGUCUGAAAAAAACGCUCGAGGCGCAAAGGACGGUUAAUCGGGAGAGGUUGAUUCGUAAGGUUUAUAAUGAACCUGUUGAAGGGGUUCAGGAUACUGUGAGAGAUGCGAGAUUGGAGGCUAAUGAGCCUAUAACCGAAGGGUUGACAAAAGCCAAACCUUCUAAGCAAAUCAAGUCGAAGCGUCCGUCAACAGUGAUACACAAGCCUAGUCAUGUUCCAUGGGUUGCUCCGCUGCAAGAUGGACUUGCACAACAGCCAUGGCUUGGAUUUAUUCAACGAUCAGAAAGAUGGAAAAUAAAUGCACGAUCGACCUUGAACAACGAGAUCUCAGCUUUGGCGGAGUAUCUCAAGCCCUCAGAUACAGAGCAAGCAGUCGUCAACGAAAUUGUGGAUGAUGUAUCGUCCCAGCUUCAGGGAGUUGUACCAUCUUCACCACAACUUGUGGGCUCACGACCUACACAACUUGCAUCCAGCAACUCGACAGUCGAUCUCAUGAUUCUCGUACCACAUACUCAUGCUCCGGAUUCUCCACAUCACAAACCGGCUCCCAUGAAUCCACGGAUAAGCAAAUCAUUCGCCGACGUUAUAACCCGGGCUGAGCUUGCGAUGAAGAACAGUGAUACCUUCAAUCACUGUCACGUCAUUCACGACAAGAGCCCUGCACUGGUAAUGUCCCACAAAACUUCGGAUCUGUCAAUAAGACUAUUCUGCCGAACCAAUUCGCCGAGAUCCGAUGAUUUCAUGCGAAAUACUCUAGCUGAACUUCCAUCUAUACUACCAUUAUACAUGGUGACGAGAGUCCUUCUCGAAAGCAAAGCCCUCUUUGGAUGGGGAGCAGCCUCCCUAGAUUCUUACUCCCUCUUUCUACUCAUCACGUCUUUCUUGCGACAAAAUACAGACUGCCAGAGACUAGGGGAACAACUACUCUCCUUCCUACAUACGUACGGCACGCAAAUCAAUCUAAGCAUCACAGGAAUUUCAGUCAGUCCAGCUGAAUUCUUUACUCCAUCCACCAUCCGCGAACAUGAAAGGUCAAUCAGUAGUAAUAAAACGACGUAUCCCGCCUACCUUAUCGGCCAACGCGCCUUAAUGCGGUAUAAGAUCAAUGCAAGCAACAAAGCAAACCUCCCAGCGGCCAGGCAUCUAUGUAUUCAAGACCCGACUAAUUAUUUGAAUGAUGCCGGAUUGAGAUGUUUGAGGACGACGGAGUUGCAGGAGACGUUUUCGGGGUUGUAUACUGAUCUGCAGAUGGCAUUGGAGAGGUGGAGUGGUGGGAAUGUGCUGGGACAGGUGUUGCGUGCUGAUUUUGGGGAGUUGGUGAGGAGGAAGAAUCUCGGUAUCUUUUAUAUGUCACUUUUCUAG
Messenger RNA from Talaromyces stipitatus ATCC 10500, 1635 nucleotides. RefSeq lists its product as uncharacterized. The record is from RefSeq and is a predicted model, not a curated record. Gene Ontology annotation, biological process: RNA 3'-end processing. Lineage: Eukaryota; Fungi; Ascomycota; Eurotiomycetes; Eurotiales; Trichocomaceae. Gene Ontology annotation, cellular component: nucleolus; TRAMP complex. The coding region runs from base 76 to 1635 and encodes 519 amino acids. The transcript has 2 exons. Gene Ontology annotation, molecular function: poly(A) RNA polymerase activity; mRNA binding.